This is a messenger RNA of Hippoglossus stenolepis (Pacific halibut), 1938 nucleotides long. RefSeq names its product leucine carboxyl methyltransferase 1 (gene lcmt1). NCBI's taxonomy places the organism in Eukaryota, Metazoa, Chordata, Actinopteri, Pleuronectiformes, Pleuronectidae. The record is from RefSeq and is a predicted model, not a curated record. Gene Ontology annotation, cellular component: cytosol. Gene Ontology annotation, biological process: C-terminal protein methylation. Bases 315 to 1292 code for a protein of 325 amino acids. The transcript is spliced from 11 exons. Gene Ontology annotation, molecular function: protein C-terminal leucine carboxyl O-methyltransferase activity.
CUUCCGGUGCAGAGUUGUCAACACAAUCCCAGCAACGAUCGUCUUGUUUUUAGCCAGAAAAUUAUAAUCAGCUCUUUGUGUAUCUCCUGUUUUAUUUCACCCGACUCCUGCUUUGUUUGCUGUUCACACGGAGCUGCCCUUCUCCCCUGUUCUUCAACGCUCUGGGUUUUACUCUCUCUGUCUCAAAUAAACUGUUAGAUCAAACCCCGCUAGCCGGUUAGCUUAGCGCCCCGGGGGAAAAGUGAGACAGGCGGACGAGGUCGUGCGACGGUUUGGAUGUUGACCACACAGCGCUGAGGACCUGGGACCCAGUGAUGGCAGCUCGACGACCCUUCACGGACUCGGACACUGCGGAUGAAGCAGUGAGGGCGACGUGCGACGAUGCAACCAUAUGCAAACGGUUUGCUACAAGUAAAAGCUACUGGAAGGAUCCAUACAUUCAAUACUUUGUGAGAUCUGUCGGAGAGAGAAAGGCCCCUGAAAUCAACAGAGGUUACUAUGCCCGAGUUCAAGGGGUGAACCACCUCCUCGAUGCGUUCAUAAGGAAAGCAGAGUGUGACUGUCAGGUAGUCAACCUGGGAGCCGGACUGGACACCACUUUUUGGAGACUAAAGGAUGAAAACCUCCUGCCACGGAAGUUCUUUGAAGUUGACUUUCCUACGAUCGUGGCCAGGAAAAUACACAAUAUAAAGACAAAACCACCCCUGUCCAAACCCAUCAUCGAAACCCACUCAACAGACUCCUUACUACUAGAUUCCCACAGCCUCGACUCCGACCGGUACUGCAUCAUCGGAGCGGACCUCAGGGACAUCUCCACCAUGGAUGAAAAACUGAAGAAGUUCCAGCUUAACCCAGAACUACCUACAUUGUUCCUGUCAGAGUGUGUGCUGGUUUACAUGAGGCCCUCCCAGUCCUCCAACCUACUUCACUGGGCAGCAGAGACAUUCCACACGGCCAUGUUUAUCAGCUAUGAACAGGUGAACAUGAGUGAUCGAUUCGGUCAGGUGAUGAUCGAGAACCUGCAGCGCCGCCAGUGCACCCUCGCAGGAGUGGAGGCCUGUCAAUCGCUGGACUCUCAGAAGGAGCGCUUUCUGAAGACAGGCUGGGAGCAGGCGGAAGCUCUGGACAUGAUGACCGUCUACAGUAUACUCCCUCAGGAGGACGUGGCGAGAAUUGAGCGACUGGAGUUCCUGGAUGAAAAGGAGCUGCUGCAACAGCUUCUUCAACACUACAGCAUCUGCUGGGCCUUCAAGGACAAACUCAACCUGGGUCUGUCGCAGUUGGCGUUCUGAGAGUGAAACUGCUCCAUUGUUCGGACGUGCGCGUUUGCCAAAAGCAACAACAGGAGAAGAUGCGUAAAAAGAAGACGAUGGGAAAGAGGAAACCCGUAUUCUCUGUCGACUGGGAGCUGGUUCGGAAAAAGUCCCGGCAUCAGCGGAAUGUGAUUGCAUGAGCGCCAUUUGUGACCAGGUCCGUGUUGAGGGUGAGAGGUGAAGAACUGUGAAGAAGCGUUUGUCACUGCACUGGAACUGAAGCGUAGUAUGAGUCAUGUGGGAUUUCUUUGCUCACAAAAGCAUUGUUUCUAAAUCAUCAAUCAUAAACGCUCUCCUGUGUUCGAUAUUAAAGAAUGUAAGGAACAUUGAGGAUUUCACACGUCAUGUGUUUGUCCUCGUCUGGAUCUUGUGUAUGUGCCAUUUUAUUUUUAUUUAUUGAUCGAUUGCACUUCCAGACUCAUUGACUUAGAUGCAUGCAAUAAGUAGAGCUCGAGAAAUGCAUUACAUGCAACCACCGGUUACAUUGCAUUUGUCUGUCAAAUCUUUUCUAUUCUCGCCCCAAUGGUUUUCAAACGGCAAAGAGGACAUGACACAGGAGUUUGUAACAGAGUAUAUUUGACGAAAGCUGUUCAAGUGCAGUUCAAUAAAAGUCUCAUUUGUGUAA